AUGAAAGUUUUCAAUAUUUUCGUCUGUGUGGCUUUAAUUUUGGUCGCCAGUACUUCCGCCCGCAAGGAUCCCCGCAAGCAUGCCAAAUGCUUGGCCGAUAAUGAGCUCUCCAAAAAGGAAUUCCUUGGCAUGUGGAAGGCGGCCAAAAUGGGUUCCACCGACAUCGAUAAUCGCAUGAAAUGCUAUACCCAUUGCAUGUUAGAAAGUUCGGGUCAUUUAGAUGAAAAUGGCAAAUUGAAUAUGUCAUCAAUGGGCAAAGGAAAGAAAAUGACAGAGGAAGGCUUAAAAAUUGCUGAAGAUUGUAAAAAUCGUUUUGAGGACAUUGAAGAGAAGUGUGAUUAUUCGUAUCAGGUGUCAUAUUGCAUUGCCGAGGAAAAGGCCAAGAAAGGUCUCUUGAAGGGUAAAGCAAAACAUGGUAAAGAAUAA
Musca vetustissima is the source of this 426-nucleotide messenger RNA. Its product is annotated as general odorant-binding protein 57c-like. The coding region runs from base 1 to 426 and encodes 141 amino acids. The record is from RefSeq and is a predicted model, not a curated record. The transcript has 2 exons. Gene Ontology annotation, molecular function: odorant binding. Lineage: Eukaryota; Metazoa; Arthropoda; Insecta; Diptera; Muscidae.